AUGGCUGACAAGCAAACCGGCCCUAUCCAUGAACACGAGAGUUUUUUCGACAGGAUCCUUCAUCGCCACAAGAACGAGGACAAGCACGAGCAAGAGCAUGAGCAUGAAGCUAAGGAUCCCUCCAAGGAUUCACAAAAGGAGGGUGAGAUGGACAAGAUAAACGACCACAUGAAGAAGGAUGAUGCCAAGUUCAAGGACUACAUGCACAAGGAAGGAGAGUUGGAAGCCGAGGGCGAGACCUAUGAUCAUCUGAUGUAG
Molecule: messenger RNA, 258 nt
Organism: Penicillium pulvis
Lineage: Eukaryota; Fungi; Ascomycota; Eurotiomycetes; Eurotiales; Aspergillaceae
Exons: 2
Coding region: 1-258 (85 amino acids)
Source: RefSeq, a predicted model, not a curated record